Messenger RNA from Parnassius apollo (apollo), 438 nucleotides. The record is from the annotation of a GenBank genome assembly. NCBI's taxonomy places the organism in Eukaryota, Metazoa, Arthropoda, Insecta, Lepidoptera, Papilionidae.
AUGGCAGAACAACGGUGGCGAAGUGUUUUGAAAGUUGCAUACAUUACCGAUGCCCUCGAAGAUUCGGACCUGGAUAUUUUAUCAGACGACGAUGAUGGCAAACAGUCAGAAGAGUCACCUCCUGUGAGAAAGUUUAGUCUAAGUGAUUCUGAUUCAGGUUCUCCUUCAGAAUUUGAAAGCAAAUCUCGGCCUUCGUCAGAAAUUUCUACUUCAUCGUUAUUCUGUCGAGGGCGUUCUACAACUAGAGGUGGAGCUAGAACACGAGUAGGUCGUUCAAGACAACAGAGGGGUGUAAUAACAAGAGGAGGACUGAGUGUUAGUACUCGCAAUUCUACUGCGCAGUCAACGGACAAUAACUUGAAUGGAGAUUAUUCUCCUUUGGAACGAUCAUUGUUUCAACCGAGAUAUGUUUUAGUGGACAAGAAGUUGUGGUCGUAA